Messenger RNA from Lathyrus oleraceus (garden pea), 741 nucleotides. RefSeq lists its product as uncharacterized. Gene Ontology annotation, molecular function: nucleic acid binding. Gene Ontology annotation, biological process: DNA integration. Bases 1 to 741 code for a protein of 246 amino acids. NCBI's taxonomy places the organism in Eukaryota, Viridiplantae, Streptophyta, Magnoliopsida, Fabales, Fabaceae. The record is from RefSeq and is a predicted model, not a curated record. The transcript is spliced from 2 exons.
AUGAAUGAUUGGUUUGUUACAAUCAAUCGUUCCAUGAAGAACAAAGUGAAUUUCACGGAUGAUACCAAUUUAGUGGCCAAUGGGAUCGAUGAUGUUUUGAUUAAGAAAAGGGAUGGUAGAUAUUCCUUGAUAAAAGAUGUGUUUUAUAUUCCAGGAAUCAGGUGUAACCUUCUAAUUAUUGGCCAAUUUCUUGAGAAGGGUUACAAGAUUCACAUUGAGAACAAGGCGUUACACGUCAUGAAUGCAAACGGGGUUUUGAUCCUAAAAGCUUCUAUGGUAUCCAAUAGAACUUUCAAGGUUGAGUUGAAGCUUAUAGAGCAUACAUAUCUUGCUACAACGGCUAGUCGAGAAGAGUGGAUAUGGCUCUAUAGGCUUGAGCAUCUCAACUUUAGAGAUCUUAAUACCUUGCAAAAGAAUGAAAUUGUAAGGGGGUUGCCAUUGAUCAAUAUACCGGCUGAAAAUUUUGAAGAAUUUUUUAAGAAGUUCAAGUCCAUGGUUGAGUGGAAAAGGGGUCAUAAGAUCAAAGUGAUCAAAAUGGAUGGUGGAGAUGAAUAUGUCUCAAAUGAAUUUGAGAGGUUUUAUGAUCAAGAAUGCAUAUUACAUGAGGUUGUAUCACCUUAUACACCUCAACAAAAAGGUGUUGCCGAAAGGAAGAAUCGAUUGAUCAUGAACAUAAUGAGACGCAUGUUGAAGGGGAAGAAUUUUUCAAAAAAGUUAUGGGGUGAAGCGGUGUCCAUGUAG